This is a messenger RNA of Labeo rohita (rohu), 2962 nucleotides long. RefSeq names its product ladybird homeobox 1a (gene lbx1a). Bases 1109 to 1918 code for a protein of 269 amino acids. Lineage: Eukaryota; Metazoa; Chordata; Actinopteri; Cypriniformes; Cyprinidae. The record is from RefSeq and is a predicted model, not a curated record. The transcript has 7 exons. Gene Ontology annotation, biological process: regulation of DNA-templated transcription. Gene Ontology annotation, molecular function: DNA-binding transcription factor activity, RNA polymerase II-specific; DNA binding.
GCCAUUUAGAACAGCGUUUAGGAGCUCACUAGUGUCGACAAAAAUCGAAAAAGUGUCUGUUUGCACUACAUCACGAGUCUUCGGGAGAACUGAAGUAGCUAAUUUCUGGAAAAGCAUCGUGUGAAAACAUCCGAACUACUGUCGUACGGUGCUGAAAAAUAUAGGUUGAAGCUUGAUGAAGCUGUCAGGGCUGGAAGACACACGAGGGGUCAGACGUACGUUUUCAAACACGCGUGACCUCACGCUGAUGAGCCUAAUUCACACAUCCUCAAGGCCUUUCCCCUGAGCCCACCAAUCACAAUACCCUCCCACUUGACCUGCGACCCUCCACGGGGGUCUCCCAUUGGCUGCGUAGUGAAAGGAAAGAAGGAGACAUCCCUGCUGCUCAUCUCCAUCACAAUGGCAGCAUAUGUUUGUGGGCAUUUGAGCGCAUGGAGCUGGCAGAGUCCAUAUUAGACUGACGACAGAGACCAGGUGCCUGAACUCCACACACACAGAGACGAAAGAGAAAGUCAACGCUGUUUCCUGACGAACAGUCAUGGAAGUGAGGUAAAAGAGAGCGAAGAGGAGGAGGAAGAGAGGGUGAAGACAAGUUUAGCUUGCAGAACAGGCUCUUCCUCUAUCAUGAGCUCACAGCAUUGAUCCAGACACACCCGGCUCCUCGCCAUCCAUCAUAAGACCAACACUCCCCUCACGCUGCUCAAGGUCCACGCGUCCUCCUUUCCGCUUUUAGCCACCCAGUCCUUCAGGCAUGGACGAUCUCGCUUAAGUUGCCUGCGAACUACCUCUACAACAAGGCUGACUGUUUCCACUGAAGCAUCAGAGGUUGUCAGGCUGCUUCUCACUGAAGCUCAACCGUUAUCCAGGAGCUGGGGACAGCAGACGUGGCUUUUUAAAGAAAGACUUUAAAGUUUUCCAACCCUGCGGCAAAAGCAACAACAUGCUGCUGAUCGGCUACAUGUAAUUCCGCGGAUUUGGGGAUUUCUUCUCAUUCAAGUUCAUCAGUAGUUUUUAUAAACUGAGCUCUUCUGCACUGGGCGAAUUCGAAAAGAAAGAAGAAAACAAAAAAACUCUAGCGUAUUUUCAAAACAAGCUAAAAAGACAAAUAAUGACCUCCAAAGAAGACGCAAAAGGCGCCUCGGUUGAGGAUCGAAGGCGCAGUCCGUUGGACCAUCUUCCUCCACCUGCUAACUCAAACAAGCCCCUCACUCCCUUCAGCAUAGAGGAUAUUUUAAACAAACCUUCUGUCAAACGAAGUUACACAAUUUGCGGCACGGCGCACCUGCUUUCGUCCGGUGAGAAGCACGCUUCCACGGGCCAUCCCCUCUCCAACCGCGCGUUGCUCACCCAGACAUCUCCACUGUGCGCCCUGGAGGAACUCGCCAGCAAAACCUUCAAGGGACUGGAAGUCAGUGUUCUACAAGCGGCAGAAGGAAGAGACGGCAUGACACUCUUCGGUCAAAGGAAUACCCCUAAAAAGCGGAGAAAGUCGAGAACAGCCUUUACCAAUCACCAAAUUUACGAACUGGAGAAGAGAUUUCUCUAUCAGAAAUAUCUGUCUCCUGCUGAUCGGGAUCAGAUCGCUCAGCAGCUCGGGCUCACGAAUGCUCAAGUCAUCACCUGGUUCCAGAACCGUCGAGCCAAGCUCAAAAGAGACCUGGAGGAGAUGAAAGCGGACGUGGAGUCGGCCAAAGCAGUAGGCAAUGUACCUUUUGAGAAAAUGGCCAAACUGGCAGACCUAGAGAAAUGCGUCAAUGGCACUCUCGGAGAAUCAGUGUCCAAGUCACCUUCGCUAUCUAACCACGAACACGAGGGCACCAACAAACUCCACAUGUCACCGUCAUCACCGUUUACAGACCACACAACGAGCAAAGAGUGUUCGGAGGACGAAGACGAGGAAAUUGAUGUCGAUGACUGAUUUUCAUUGAACAGCGUCGGUAUUAUUUACCUACCUUUUUUCCUGAGAUGGUCCUCUAAAACCAUAGAGUUGAAAGUGCCAUUAAUGCACCAAAUGUAUUAAAUGACUUGUAUUAAAAGCAAAUAUAAAAAAGGAAAAAAAAAAUCAAAGCAAGCAUGGGACAGUUUCUUCAGAUCUAUUUAUGCAGUGGCAGUAUUGUAAUCAUUUAGCCUAUUCGUUUAAACAGAUAGCUGAAGAGCAAUAAGUACCUUGAUAAUAUUUCAGUCAGAUAUAAACAAACACACACACAUGAAGCACGAUUGCCCACGCAGAACAUUUUUACCCGGUUCUGACUAAGUUGAAUGCAUGUUUUAUUUUGUUCCACGAAAUUAUUUUUGUUCAAAAUGGCUGCAGAUCGUAUAUAGAGAAAUCAAACUAUCCGAUUCUUAAUUCACACACGCAGCCCCCCCCUGCGUGUCCCUAUUAUGCCUUUUGGCCUAUGACUAAAUCGUUUGAUAAAAGAGUGUAUUAUAGAACAUUUCCUACAAAAGCUAUCACGGGAAAAAAACGACUUCUCUGAUUAAAUCUGGAUUGUCACAUUUUAAUAUAUUUCUUAUGGUUUGUAUGCCUGUAAGUGCCUUUUUAAGCCAGGAAACCAUUUAAACCAAGUGUACAAAGUGUAAUGUAUUUAAAAUGAAAUAAAAUGUCUUUCUCUAAAUUUUUGACGUUAGUCUGAUAGUUUUAUUUAUCGUUUUGGAAAUAAGCAAUCGAGUUAAUAUAAGCAAAGCGUACAGCUUGUGUACAAUUGCAUUUUUGUUUUGUUUAGCUUUGUAGCCUACUUUUUAUUUCCUGCACCAACACUCUUUUAAGAAUGCUUUGAAUGUGUUUUAGAUGCGACAUUUUACGCUUUUGAUUUUCAAAAUGGCAUAACGUGUUUUCCAGUCCCCACGAUGUGUUUCAAUAUCCACAAUGGAUGUGUGUGAGAAAGCGAAAUCUGGAUUGAUGAAUGCGCGCAUAAAGGAUGGCCAAAAACGCAGGGUUUUUGGCCCGUUUCUCUGCGCUUGA